Molecule: messenger RNA, 2068 nt
Organism: Poecilia latipinna (sailfin molly)
Lineage: Eukaryota; Metazoa; Chordata; Actinopteri; Cyprinodontiformes; Poeciliidae
Gene: gask1b
Product: golgi associated kinase 1B
Exons: 4
Coding region: 39-1553 (504 amino acids)
Cellular component (GO): Golgi apparatus
Source: RefSeq, a predicted model, not a curated record
GCUAAGUGAAAAAACACUUGCAGCUUUAAUAAGUUACAAUGGAGAAGUACCGCGUCAACUGGUGUUAUUUCCCCUUUCGAAAACUCACCCGUAACUUUAGGAGGUGUUCUCCCUCUAAAAGAACUUUGAUUAUAGCGAUUCUGUGUUUGGUCAACUUGUUAUUUUUGGUUGUAAAAGUUGGGCAUUUAGAGCAACCCCGGAGCAGAAGGAGUAACGAGGAGCAGAAGCGCCACACCCGCGGCGAGCAUCACUUAGACGGUGAACUACCGGCCACUUCUGACCUGCAAACCCAAGCUAGUUUGGAGGUCCCGACCCUGUUCAAUGUGGUCUACGUAACGCUAAAGUUCAAGCGUCUUAAACCAGCAAAUAUUCGAGGUACAAUCCGACCAAAGCUGAGAAAGAAAGUGAGAAGAAAGACAGACGAUCCAACAAUUACGCAGCGCAACCGAUUCAGCGUGGAACGGGAAGCGGGCCAAGUAAACCGCAGCACUGGACUUAAGACAUCGAGGAACGGGGGAAGUCUUGUGGACUUCUUCUCAAAGUCUUACAACGAUGGAACAGACCCUCAUUUUAGUAGUAUUCGAAUUUACAGCGAAAUGGCACCUCCGUGGUUCAGCGCACAGGACGUGAAAAGCAUGCGCUUUCUUGGGGAUGCCAAAGUUUUGCGCAUAAAAGAAAUCCCUCGUCUGGACGCACCGUCCCACGUGAUAUUUGAGGGUGCAGACAUGGACCGUCUGUUCAGUCAGAAACACUUGAAUAGAAAUAAUAUAUGUGGAGGCCAGUGCGGAAUUAUCCACUGCUCGGUGGGAAACACGGAGGUAUUUGCUUUCCAUUUGGAUAGGGUGCUUGGCCUCAAUAGGACAAUACCUGCAGUAAGCAGGAAGUUUGGCUUUUUGAACGAGGGCCAGGCCUGCCAGGUGGUUCUAUGGGAUGUAUCGCUGUACCCCAAAGACCUUGCUGCAGGCCCAGCUACUGUGAGGAUGACAUGGAAGGAGUACCAGAACUCCCUGACACAGAGGUGUUGGCAAAAAAAUGUUAACCCAAAGUCCAACUCUGGAUGCUCUUCAAUUUAUCACAGUGAAUGGAGCAAAUUAGCUCUUUUUGACUUUUUGCUACAGAUUCACAGCCGUCUGGAUCCGAGCUGCUGCGGAUUCAGAUCAUGGCAGGAGGACGUGUGUGUUCAACCGGGCCGCCAUGAUGUGUGUAAGGACCAGGAAAACAUACAACUGGAAAACAUCGUGCACAGGGAACAUGACCUCAGGCACCUGGUCUUCACCAACAACAAAGGGUUCUUCGACCGCAAUGAGGACAAUCUAGACUUCAGGCUUCUGGAAGGAAUCAAGGAGCUGCCAGAGCAGGCUGUGUCUGUGUUGAGGAACAGGAAGCUGAGGGAAAAACUUCUCCAGUCGCUCUUUCUGGACCAGAUGUACUGGGAAAGUCAGGGCGGCCGACAGGGCAUCGACAAACUGAUCGAUGUGAUUGAGAGGCGAGCCAACAUCCUCCUCACUUACAUCAAUGCUCAUGGGAUCAAAGUUAUCCCGAUGAAUGAUUGAUUUAUAUUUUACUAAUGAAGGCAAUUUUUAAAUUGCAGAAAUCUUAUUUAAAAUAAUAAAAUCUGCACCUAAAUUUAAGUAAAUGUGAAAAAAUACAGGAAUAAUAAUUUGUUACAGAAGCUUUAAACUUGAUCUGUAUUGUCUUUAUCUUAUUCCAAAGUACAAGAGUCAGCAUUGUCAGACAAAACUCUUAGCAAUGGUAAAAACACAACCAUUUGUUAUGUGUUUUUGUAUCGUAGCUACACUGAUCCACCAGGAGCUAAAACCCUGUGUACUAAUUUUCCUCACAAAAGCAUAGAUGCAAACAGCUUGGCAAAGUCAUUGCUCAAUACUGUCAGCAAGGGCAGAAAAAUGAGUUAUGUGGAGGAAGAAUGGAAAACAGAAAGCAUCAGGCAGCUAAUUUUCAUGAAAGCAAUUGAGAAACUGGCUUGGGAAUCCUCUUGCACAAUAUUUCACACAGCGCUUUUCACUUUUCUGUAAGCCCUUUUAUCUUGUGUGAUUUUUUUACUUCAGUU